AUGAUAACUGAUGACAUUUUUAAAAGAGAUUUAGUAAAAGAAGUACUUGAAAUUUAUCAAAAGGGAAAUGAUGACUUAAAAGAUGAUCUAGAAAUAGAGAUUGAAAUAAACAGAUGGUUUAAAACACACAAUGAACCACCAUCACAAAUCUUUGAGAUAAUACUUGAACGAAGUAACGACGGAACGAAUUACAAAACUCUUCUAGCAUUUAUGUAUGGUUUUGGGAUGGGAACAGAAAUUGAUGAGCGUGAAAUGUUUCGAUAUUAUUUGAUCGCUGCGGAACAAGGGGAUCCAGUUGCCGCGAAUCAAACCGGAUGGUGUUUUUACGAUGGAGUAGGAACACGCAAAGAUCCAGAAAAUGCUUUUCGUUGGUUUCAACGUUCUGCUAACGGUGGUGACGCAAUAGGAAUGAAUUGGUUGGCACACUGCUAUGAGAAAGGUGUUGGUGUAGAGGCUGAUGUUAAUAAAGCGUUUAAUUUCUAUCUGACAUCAGCAUAUGGUGGGGAACCCAAGUCACAAUACGAUGUUGGACGCUGUUAUAGAAAUGGGUUAGGUGUAUCUCAAGAUUAUAGUAAAGCCGUUUAUUGUCCAGAUGCGGCAAAUGAACUUGGAUAUUUAUAUGAACAAGGAAUCGGUACACGACCUGAUAGAUAUAAAUCAUUGCUUUGCUAUCGAAAAUCGGCCGUUGGAAGUGAUCAUAUAAGAAAAUUUAAUUAUGCGAAUUCUAUUCAUGAUGGCUUUGGUGGGUCGGUUGAUAAACAUCAAGCGAUAUAUUGGUAUCGUCGGGCAUUAGCUUACGGAGAUACGGAAUAUUCAAAGGUGCAAUUAAAUCGUAUCUUUUUGAAUAAUUUUCACACAUAG
Ambispora leptoticha is the source of this 861-nucleotide messenger RNA. NCBI's taxonomy places the organism in Eukaryota, Fungi, Glomeromycota, Glomeromycetes, Archaeosporales, Ambisporaceae. The record is from the annotation of a GenBank genome assembly.